This is a messenger RNA of Brettanomyces nanus, 3393 nucleotides long. RefSeq lists its product as uncharacterized. The record is from RefSeq and is a predicted model, not a curated record. Gene Ontology annotation, cellular component: intracellular membrane-bounded organelle; plasma membrane; perinuclear endoplasmic reticulum. Gene Ontology annotation, molecular function: sterol binding. The transcript has a single exon. Lineage: Eukaryota; Fungi; Ascomycota; Pichiomycetes; Pichiales; Pichiaceae. Gene Ontology annotation, biological process: exocytosis; maintenance of cell polarity; endocytosis. The coding region runs from base 1 to 3393 and encodes 1130 amino acids.
AUGGAAACUUUUGAAGUUCGUUCCAAGUCGUUCACCAUAAAGUGGGUGGACGCUCCUGACAACUCUGUCAUUCGUUGGGAAUUGAAGCCUCUGAAGAGAUCUAUUAAUCUUGGUAUAUACAGACACAACAAGCCUGAGCCUCCUACUACUGCCAGUUCCAGUCAGUCUCGUGACAGAUCUGUCACCGAAUUGUCUAAUGAGAGCACCGGAUCCUUGUCGACCCAUGCUGUGGACAGCGUUACCGACAAUAAUGCUGCGGAUUCCUUUAGUAUGUCUGAAAAUUUGAGUGUCGAUACCGUGAAUCGAGUCCCUCGGAAGAUGUUUAAUGCCAUGCAUGAGAACUUUUUUAGUUCCGAUCCCAUGGCUGCUACGGCGUCUAACCCCGCCAUUGCAAUCACCCGUGCAGCAACUAGUACUGCAAUGACUUCGUUGACGACCAUAUCCGCGCUGUCCAAUACACAGAAUGGAGCAGUCGAUGGUGAUAGCGCCAACAAACCUACCAUCUCCUCGAAAAGGAAGUCCUCCAGCGCCUCGCUUGCCUCAAAGAAUCGUUUGAGACGAAGAGCAUCUAGUCGGUCAAGUAUCCGAAGCAACGACGGCACGGACUCCAAUCUCGAUGAACACAUUGAUCAUCAUUUGAUCAGGGAGAAGUGGGUGGGGCGAUGCGCCGGUGAUGAAUUUGUCAGUGAUGCUUUUCAUGUGACCUCUGGAGGUUUGUUUGCAUUUGUCUUUGACAACACCUUCAGCAGAACUAAGGCCAAAAAAGUAAUGUUUGGCCAGUGGGUUGAGUCUGAAAAAAGGAGCAACAGAUCUUUCAAAAAUGACUUUGGCGUUGUACCUACUCCGGCAGCAGUUGCUGACCUUUCUAUCGACAGUUUAUCAAGCUCUAUUCAUCCGGCUACUUCUGUGUCAUCUCGGGACCAGCAGCAGGCUUUGGAAGAUGCUGAAACGACUCUCGAUUCUCCUAUCUCUGUUCAUACUCGAAAACUUCGCUUCCAACUCCCUGAAGAGAAACAACUUGGUAAGAAUACAUUUAUGAUCCGUUUGAAGGGUGUUCAAUACCUUCAGGGAUUCAUGAAGAAGAAGAGAAGACGUGCCGGAGGUAACUUUGCCAAAAGAUUCUUCAACCUCAACUUCAAAUACGCUGUGUUGGACUACUAUGCCGAUGAAACAUCCAACAAUAUUAGAGGUAACAUGCUAGUGACACAAACUGUGAUAUCUGCAGAUCCUAAGCUGCAAAUGCUCUAUCUUGACUCUGGAAUGGAACAAUGGGUGUUGAAAGCUUUAAGUCAGGAAGAUUUCGAUGUUUGGGUUCAAGCUUUCAACUAUAUAAAAAGAAGAGACAAGAAGAUACGUAUGGAGGGUACUAGCGUGGCUAUCGAUGAGCCUAUGAGUCCUUACUCUGAUCAGCUCAGCUACUUUGACGACGCUGGUGUAACUGCUGAUGAAUAUCUGGAUGCAAUUUCUGGUGGUAGAAGUCUUCAUGAUCAUGCGGCCAUUCAGAAGCAUCAUGCACAGCUUAAUGAUGCAUUUGAAUCGUUGCAGAACCUUGCUGAUAAUGCCAUGGAGCUUGCACGCUGUCAGCAGCAGGUGAUAAACCGUUUGGAGGAAUCAUCGACUUCCGCUUCUAACUCUUGUUCAGAGCCCCAUAGACGUCGUUCGAACUCGCUUUUCUGGAAGAAGGGCCACAGAAAUAGUAGUGACACUGAAUUGGCCCGAACUACUUCCAAUUCUGUUUCUGUGGGUCCAAAUCAGUUCACUCAAUCCACUGACAGUUUGCAGAGUUCCAUGACAAAGCAAGGCAAAUCACAGUCUCUUCUUUCUGUAAUUGAUCAGCUUCAAGCAGGUAUCACCGAUAUUCAUGCCGAUUGCAAUGCUUUGUUGUCACGCAUGUCCAGUAUUAAGCAUCCGCUAACUAGAACUACAACAGCUGCUACUUCAUAUAUAUCACAGGACUUCUUUGACGCCCAGGAGGUGAUUCAAGAGAUGAAUGAUUCUGUUAUGAUUGUUAGUGAUGAUGAGCGGGCCCCAGAGCAGCCUAGUAAGACAUAUGAUGAAAAGGAUAAUAUUUUUGAGACUCAACUCUCUACUCCAGUGUCGUCUACCUCUCUUUCUUCUGAUAUGGAGGAGGAUGAAGAUGAGCAGUCCAGUCAGUUGAUCAGAUCUGUCAAGCACCUUUCUGUAUUACAGGAGGAGGCUCUACCAGAAAAGCCACAUGAUAUGUAUCCCUUGACGUUUGAUUAUGAUAUUUCCUAUAGAAAGGAUGUUCCGCCAAGUGUUGCUGAGCCGCCGUCAUUGAUCUCGAUCUUUCGGAAGAGUCUCGGUAAGGAUUUGACCAGCAUCACAAUGCCUAUCGCCUCCAACGAACCUCUUUCAUUUCUGCAGAAAUAUGCAGAGAGUUACGAGUAUGCAGAUUUACUCAAUGACGCGUACAAUUCGCCAGUUGAUAACGGUGAGCGAAUUUUGAAGGUUGCAUGCUUUGCAAUCAGUUAUUUAUCAUCUUACAGGUCGAACGUUCGUAGUCUUCGUAAGCCUUUUAACCCAUUGCUUGGCGAAACAUUUGAGAUGGUCAGACCAGAGCUGGGUAUUCGUUUGAUUAGUGAGAAGGUGGUUCAUCAUCCAGUAAUAUUUGCUGCAUAUGUUGAGUCCGAGCACUGGAGCAUUGGCCAUUGUUUCUCUCCAGAGCAGAAAUACUAUGGUAAGACGGCUGAAAUCAAUAUUGACGGUAAAGUGUGCCUUCAAUAUGACCUGGGAGAAACGUACGAAUGGACCCAACCAACUACGGUUCUACGGAAUAUGAUAGCUUUCACCGGAGAGAAGUACACAGAGCCCGUUGAUAAAAUGACGGUUCGUUGCAACUCAGGUUAUAUGGCUACGGUGACCUUUGUUCCAGAGAGAUCGCAUUUCACCAAUCGCCGGUCGGAGAAAGUGGUGGUUAAAGUGACUGCACCUGAUAAUAAGAAAUUGGUGAAGACGGUAUCAGGAACGUGGACUUCGUCAAUGCAGUUUGACGAUACCGGAUAUCCUGUUUGGCAAGUGCAUAAGUUGGUUUCGGACUAUGAAAAUAAGUAUGGAUUCACAGAAUUUGCAGCCAGCUUGAAUGAUAUGACGACCAUUGAUGAGGAAUGUGCACCUACCGAUUCACGGCGUAGGCCGGAUCAAAAAAUGUAUGAGCAGGGAGAUGUUGAGCAUGCUGAGGAGCUGAAGUUGGAUCUAGAGCAGAGACAGAGAUUGAGAAGACAAGAUGAAGAUGGAGCUCCUACUGUGCAUAAUCCUGUAUUCUUUAAAAAGGCGGGGCCUGGUAGGUUAGAUUACCAAUACAUUCAGGGAGAAGAAAGCUAUUGGGAGAGAAGAAAGGGCCAGAAAUGGAAUGGGCUGAUUAAGUUGUGGUGA